AUGGCGGACAUUAAAGGAAAAGGAAUCUUGUAUGAGGAUGAUGAUGCACCGAUUAAGCUUACGGAUCAAGAUGAUUCUCACGUCACAAAGGAGUAUCAUCUAUCUCUGAUUGGUAAAGUCCUCAAUCCGAAGAAACAAAACGUGGAGAAGCUCCUACAGACAGUGCCAACACAGUGGGGAGUGCAAGAACGAGUUACUGCUAAUGACUUGGGGAAUGGGAAGUUUUUAAUAAACUUUACAUCAGAGGAGGAUCUAAAAUCUGUACUGGAAAAGGGUCCAUUCCACUUUAAUUACUGCAUGUUUGUCUUGGUUCGAUGGGAACCCAUUGUCCACGAUGACUAUCCCUGGAUAAUUCCCUUUUGGGUUGAGGUGGUUGGGAUCCCUCUACACUUGUGGACGGUUACAAACAUGAAGAGUAUUGGUGGACGGCUUGGUAUGUUAAUGAGGAUACUAUUGAGCUCUCAGCAGGUAGAAUGCUUAUUGAUGUCGACUCAAGACGACCUCUGA
Molecule: messenger RNA, 507 nt
Organism: Brassica oleracea var. oleracea
Lineage: Eukaryota; Viridiplantae; Streptophyta; Magnoliopsida; Brassicales; Brassicaceae
Exons: 1
Coding region: 1-507 (168 amino acids)
Source: RefSeq, a predicted model, not a curated record